Molecule: messenger RNA, 2012 nt
Organism: Trichomycterus rosablanca
Lineage: Eukaryota; Metazoa; Chordata; Actinopteri; Siluriformes; Trichomycteridae
Exons: 5
Coding region: 186-941 (251 amino acids)
Biological process (GO): DNA damage response
Source: RefSeq, a predicted model, not a curated record
AUAGAUGCACUUGUUGAAUCGCAUCCCAGCGAUUAAAGAUUCGCGUUACUGCCGACUGAGAGUGGGAGUCGAUUCCAAAACUGACGAUAGUAAUCUACAAUGCAUUAGUACAUCUGUGGUUAAAAAGGGGAAAUUUAACCGCUGUUUCUCGAUUCUUUGGUGCGUCGGCAGGACAAGUGUCUUUGAUGUCUGCACAGCAACUGCACCUGUGGCCAUGUUUACAUGCUGUCCUGGGCUAUGGACUCUUCAUCCUGUCUGCCCUAACACAAAUCAUUACAGGUCAGAACUGCUCUCACCCGAUUAUGCCAGAGCAUGGCGGUUUCCACUGUAAACCCUCGCCAUGUAAAGGCUUUCCUCCGAAGAGCAUCAUCUACUAUUUCUGUGAACCGGGCUACGUCUUGCCACCCAGGGGUCUUCAUUCCAAGUGCCACAAAGGCCAGUGGAGCCCUAGGGGACCCAUCUGUGCACCUAUUUCAGCGGGACAUGCUAAAUAUGAAGACAGAGUGACAAAUUCAAUCCCAAGUGUGGCUACCACUGCCGUCGGUGUUUCUAUCUUCCUUCUUACCACCACAGCCUGCAUGGUUGUCAAGUCCCGGCUUUACCCCUGCCAUUCACAAAGGCGAUCAUCAGAUCAGUUGGACCUGGUGGUGGAUGGCUUGCCAGUGUCUCUACCUACAUAUGAAGAGGCGGUGUAUGGCAGUUGGGGUCAGCGUCUUCCACCCUUACGUGGACCCACUCAACUUCUCCUGGCAUCGUCGGAGCACAGCCCCAUAUCAUCCCUCAUUCAGUCAGAUUCCACUAACUGCACAGAUACUUCCAAUCACAGUCCAGAGGCUCCGCCGCCGUAUGAGGAGCGGCGACAGCAUCGCUUUGCAAAUGGGGAUAAUGAAGUGGAAGCACAAGCCUCCCACAUUGCACUUUCUGUUGAAAAAGACAUCUAACUCACCUUAGGGCUAUUGAUUGUUAGUUCCUUUGCACUAGAAAUGCCAGUGCUUUAUGCCCAUAGGUGUAGGGUUUUUUAAAAAUGUUUCUAAUAACAAUAAAAUCAUAUUUAAAGGGGGCAAAUAAUAAUGCCAAUGUGUAACAUACUGUAUAUAAUGAUGUUGAUUGUGGUAAUGUUUUCACAAGACGUUUAUUGUUGCCCUCAGUGAGGGAACUAGACCUCUGUAGUCUCUUGGAAUGUAAUAACACAGACGUCACAUUAGAGGAUUAAAUCUUAUAUGACUGCAUGUGAGUAUAGUAGAUGGAUUAGAGGAAUAUACUUUUUCUUGCCCAGGUGCUCAGGUUUGAUUUCUUGGGUUGUUUCUACCCUACAGGCCUGAGAAAUGCUUUACCUUUAUACCAUGUCUUGUAUGUUGUUUCUUAUCUGCAGUACAAUUAACUAAAACGCUUUUAUUUACCAUGUGUAAUAAUAUAUAUAAUGUACUACUGCGUAAACCCUUAUCUUCCACCUAAAGCCUUGUAUUCUAUUCACCCAUGCUGCUUAUAGGAGGGAGUGCACUUUUGAAAAUGGACCUUUGCUUGGAGCUGGGGUUAUACCCCCAAGGGUACAUAUUGUGUAUUUUUAGUAUGUUUAUUUCCCCCCAUGUUUGUUUGUUUGUUUUUUAGGAUUUUAACAUCAUGUUUUACACUUUGGUAACAUUCAUGACAGGACAUGUAUUUACAGGUUACACAUUCAUCAGUUCAAACUGAAUGUCAAACCCCUUCACACACAAUUUUGUAUCUUCAGACCACCUCAGAGCACCGACAGUGCAACCCACUGAGGGUCCCAUCCAGCAACAAGCAAAAAUUCAUUUCAGAACUUCCAUUUCUUUGUGUGUGAACUUAAGAAUGUGCACAUUUGCUAUAUAAACAAACUGCUUUUGGCUUUAUCUUAGAAGAGUAAUCUAAUGUUAGUGUAAAGGUAAAAUUUUUUAUAUUUGUAUAUAACAGAGAUAUAUAUUAAUGGUUAUGUAUGGUGAAUUGCUAAAUCAUUUUGAAUUUGAUAAUAUUAAAACUAGUUUUUAAACUUA